Molecule: messenger RNA, 3134 nt
Organism: Saccostrea echinata
Lineage: Eukaryota; Metazoa; Mollusca; Bivalvia; Ostreida; Ostreidae
Product: ubiquitin carboxyl-terminal hydrolase 3-like
Exons: 15
Coding region: 204-1721 (505 amino acids)
Biological process (GO): protein deubiquitination
Cellular component (GO): cytoplasm
Molecular function (GO): cysteine-type deubiquitinase activity; zinc ion binding
Source: RefSeq, a predicted model, not a curated record
UCAAAAUUUUUGACGAUUCUGAAUGGGCAUUAUGUUCGCACUCUUUGAGUGUCUGUUACGUGUUUGAGCACUACGAAAUUCAAAAUAUUUUGCCAUUUUUCCUCUUGCCUAAUGCAUUAAUUUUCCAGAUCUUACAGUUUUAUUAAAGAAAAACCUUAUAUGGUCUCCGAACAAGGUGCAUUAUAAUCCGAAUUUAGUAUUUCAUGGAGUGCCCUCAUUUAGAAGACAAUGCCUGCAUAACGACACCGAAUAUAAAGAGUGAGAAUCUACCUUCACGAUUUCUUUGUGGUGUUUGUAAAACAGAACAGAGCCCAUGGAUUUGUGUGAAGUGUGGACGUAUCCACUGUGGGAGAUAUGUAAAUGGACAUGCCAAGCUCCACCAUGAAGAGUCAACAAACCAUGCAGUGUGUAUGGAUUGCGACAACUUGGCUGUCUUUUGUUAUAAGUGUGAUGAGUUCGUUAUCAACGAUACCACUCCAGGCCACCUUGAGAAGCUCCGCAAACAGCUGCAGUCCAUCACCAGUGCGCAGGCAUGUAUGAGACAAAAGCCAAGAAGAAGAUGUUCAACUGAUUCUCAGGAAAAUGAAAGGUCAACAAAGAAGAUGAAAAAGGAUGUUCAGCUAAGGAAGCCAAGGUCAUCAGGAUUACGGAAUCUGGGAAACACAUGUUUUAUGAAUGCAGUAUUACAGUCUCUUAGCAACAUUCAACAGUUUUGUGGCUAUAUCAAGCAAUUGCCAUCCUUAGAAGAAAAGGCAACAAAAGUCAAGAAAGUCCAGACAAGAAAUUCAAAAACAACAGAGGAGGAUAUCUUAUUGGUUGAAGAACUGAGGAAAACCCUAUGUGCUUUAUGGCAAGGCUCAAAGGGUGCCAUUUCUCCAGAAUCCUUGUUUGCUGUUAUUUGGAAGGUUGUUCCCAGGUUUAGGGGAUACCAACAGCAAGAUGCCCAUGAAUUCAUGCGAUACCUCCUUGACCGUCUCCACACAGAACUGCUGACUCUCCUGCCCUACCCCAACAGUGACAGCCCAUUUAUUGGACCCAAGGGCAAGAGCACCAUAGUCACGGCUAUUUUUGGAGGCCUCCUCCAAAAUGAAGUCAAGUGUCUUGAAUGUGGGGUGGAGUCUAAAAAACAUGAUCCUUUUCUAGAUUUAUCUCUUGAUAUACCACAACAGUUUUGUCACAGAACCGUCAAAGCCAAGGAUGGAGAGCAGCCAAGGUGUACCCUCUCAGAUUGUUUACAAAGUUUUACUGACCUCGAGGAACUUGAAGAAUCUGAACUCUAUAUGUGUAGCAACUGUAAGAAAAAACAGCGCUCCACCAAAAAAUUCUGGAUCAGGAGAUUGCCAAAUGUUCUCUGUUUACAUAUAAAACGUUUUCGAUGGCAGUCUUUCUUCAGGGUGAAAUUGGAGACAUUUGUAGAAUUUCCUUUGGAAGGCUUGAACAUGCACAAGUAUAUUCUUGAUAACAUGCAUGAGACUCGGGGUAGUUGUGGAGGAAGUAAUGAGUAUGACCUUGCAGCUGUUGUAGUUCAUCAUGGGUCAGGAGCAGGAUCAGGUCACUAUACAUCAUAUGCCAGGCAUGAAGGUCAGUGGUUCCAUUUUAAUGACAGUACAGUGACUCCUUGUGAACCAGAAACUGUGGCUAAAUGUAAGGCAUACAUCUUGUUUUAUAUACGCCGGCAAUUCAAGGUCCCGGACUAUUUAUCCAUCAGAAAUGGAAAGUAAAACAAAAACCAACACAACAUUGCCUGAUCAAAGCAGUUGUGUUUUUCUCUAGUGUGGACCACAUCGUUGACCAAAAGAAGAGGAUGAAGGAUAGAAGAAGAACAUCUUUUCUUCAUUUUUGUCACAUUUUGUGUAGUUGUUGAUCAGCUUGUUUACUUUUAGAGUGUGUUUGUAUGCAUCUCCAUUUUGAGCAUGUAUGAAUGAUGUGGUAUGAUGUUUACAGAACUGAAAGCUAUGCUUUUCAUAGUCAAUUUUCAUAGUAUUAUAAAUUGAGAAAUAGAUUUUGAUAGGUGUACAUGAAUGAUGGGUUACUCCCUGAUGUCAUCACAUCCUGGCUUUUAUGAUUGUGCAUUGUUUUGUGUAAAUGAUAUUUAUUCCAGCAGGUUUGUUGGAUAUUUGUACAUUUCUCUUGUGGUCUCUGUUUAACUAGCAUGUUCAAUCCAAGCAAUGACAGAAGUCUUCAAUUUUCUUAAUUAAGAAUCCUGAUAAUACAUUGAAUACAAGUACAAUGUACAUUAAUACAUUGAAUACAUGUACAAUGUACAUGUUCAUGUGUUUGUAGAAAAAUUUUUAUUUUACAUCCCACAAUCAUCUCAAAUUUAUUUUUCUCAAUUCCAGCUUGAACUGUAGUAAAAUAAAAAUUAUACUGUGCUAUUCUGUAUUUAAUAGGAAAGAUGGAUUGUAUAUUGGAAGAAAAUUAAUGUAGUAUUUUAAAAAAUGUUCAUCAUUUAAUAAUCAGUUAUAAAUUAAAGGUUGCUCUUUUUUAGCAAAUGGUGUUGAUCUUCCACCAGUUUGAUAAUGUCAGGUUGUAUUUUUAAAUGUUCUUUUUUUUGUUUUUGUUUCAUGUGUACUAUAUCAGCUGGGCUCAGACUUUCCUCCCUUUUAAUAAUUUCAAUACUAAGAUUUCAUUGAUGGUCUUUUUUUUUUUUUUAAACGGCAGUAGUAUUAAUUAGAUUGCCAAUUCUCUUUAUCUACAUGUACAGGUUUGUAGAAAGGCAACAGGGUAAAAUAUCUACCAGUAUAUUUUUGAAAAAUAUAACAAACUGCAAUCCGUAUGAUUUGGGCAUUGUCUUCAGGUACUCACUUUAUAACAAGGUCACAUACUACAUAUUAUUGGGAAAUUUACUUCAUUGUUUCUAUUGAAAACUUUGUAAAGUUAAAAUAUUAAUUGUAAGAAGUUAUGCCUGUUAGAUUGCUUUGGUAUGUGUAAAAUUUUGCUUGUCAGUUGUAAAAGAAGAAUUUUUGGUAUAAAUGAUUAAAUGCUACAUAUGCCCUCGCUGGUUCUGAGGUUAGUUUUUGCCAUCCUCUCCUCAUUUGCGAUUUGUUCAUGUGCUGAGCACUGGAUCAAAAAGGAUACAUUUUUGUUUUACUGCGAUCAAAUGACACUUGUCAAUAAAAGUUUAACAUUACAAA